AUGAGAACAGAGGAAAUUGUCAUAAAGCAUAUAAACUCAUUCAAUCCGGUAGUAUCUCACUAUAAUUUAAAGCACACCCCGAAUAGACGAUUCUUGCCACCUGACUUGACCAUUAAAUACAUGUGGCAAGACUUCUGUAAUCUACAGAAAAUUUCAUAUGAUCUAUACAGAAGAAUUUUUGAAAAACAGAAUAUUGGGUUUAAAAAGCCAUCCCAAGACGAAUGCGCUCAGUGUCUAAAACAUAAAGUUCACAUUAUUCGCCAAUGCGACGCAAGUAGUUGCAAGAUUUGUUGUCAAUUCGAAAACCACAAAAAAAGUUAUACGGAAGCAAGACAGCACUAUGAAAAUGACUCCAAUCAAGAGGUAAUGCAAGAUGAGAAGGUCUAUGCUGUAGAUAUGCAGAAAGUCUUACUCUUGCCCAAAAUGUCAACCAAGGAAUCUUUUUUUGUUUCAAGGUUGGUCGUAUUCAAUGAGACGUUUGCGUCACUUCAUAAGGACGGAAAUAUUUUUGUGAUGUGGCAUGAGGCUAUAAGAGGCAGGUCCGCGACGGAUGUUGCAUCGGCAUACUACAACGUAAUAAAAAAUUCAGACAAUGUUACCAAAAAAUUUACAUUCUGGGUAGACAACUGUUCUGCUCAGAACAAGAAUUGGACACUAUAUUCUGCUUUUGCGACUUUUGUAAAUUGUGAAUGGGGUCCAGAAGAGAUCACCCUAAAAUAUUUUGAACCAGGCCAUUCAUUUAUGGCUGCGGAUUCGGAAGUCGAGUUUUUGAAAAAAAAAGUUGAUCUCAAAUUCCCUAUACAUCCUUUUGUCGAGCCACUGGGAGUGAACUCAGAAAAAAGAGAAACAAUUUUAAAAAAAUUGGUACCAUCCUUCAAAGAUGAAAGAAAGAAACUAUUUUGGCAGUUUUUGCCAUCUAAUGAUAAUUCCAAAGACUUAUGUGUGGUAUCAGAGGCUUAG
Molecule: messenger RNA, 960 nt
Organism: Acanthoscelides obtectus
Lineage: Eukaryota; Metazoa; Arthropoda; Insecta; Coleoptera; Chrysomelidae
Source: the annotation of a GenBank genome assembly